Zymoseptoria tritici IPO323 is the source of this 1290-nucleotide messenger RNA. RefSeq lists its product as uncharacterized. Gene Ontology annotation, biological process: protein phosphorylation. Lineage: Eukaryota; Fungi; Ascomycota; Dothideomycetes; Mycosphaerellales; Mycosphaerellaceae. The record is from RefSeq and is a predicted model, not a curated record. The transcript has 3 exons. Gene Ontology annotation, molecular function: protein kinase activity; ATP binding. The coding region runs from base 1 to 1290 and encodes 429 amino acids.
AUGAAAAGACUAUCGUCCAGCUGCCUGCGCUUUCAGCUGCCAUGGACAAGGCGUCCGAGCCUGCAAAGGUGCCGCAAAGACUACCGACUGCUAUCAGCCACUUCGAGACUCCAAAUUGAAGAGCAAAGUCUACCACGAUUUCAUCAAAAGCGAUACUUCCCUGUGAACAUUGGUCAGGUCUUCAACAACCGAUAUCGCAUCAUCGCCAAACUGGGCUACGGUGCAAAUUCCACAGUCUGGCUUGCACGCGACCAAGUAACGCAGCAGUACGCAUCGCUCAAGAUCUGCGUCCGCGACGAGACCGAAGAUUCACCUGUCUUGAACGAGUACAACAUUCUCCGCCACAUCUCAGCAUGUGCAACAACCUCGGACCACGCAGGUCCCUCGCUGCUUCGGCGUGCUGAUGACAUGUUCAUGGCAGACGGGCAUCACUGCUUUGUGAUGAAGCCCUACGCCUGUAGCCUGCAACAGCUUCGAGAAAUGUUCCCUUACUCCAUAAUACCACGAGAAUUCAUCAUGGCCGUCGUUGUGCGACUGCUUGGAUGCAGCAAUUGGCUUCAGCUAGAGGCUGGUAUCGUGCAUACGGAGAUUACGCCUCAAAACAUCCUCCUAGCGGCCAGCGACGACGACAUUUUCUCGAGAGCCGAAAGGAUGGAGCUUGAAAGCCCAAGUGUUCCGGUUAUCGACCACUCAAAGCCUUGUCCAUAUCCAAUAUACAUCUCUCGCGGACUUACCAUGAACCUUUCGGAAGCAUCUGGAUAUUCAGUGUUGACAGACUUUGGCUCCGCCAGGUUCCUCGAUGCUGCCGCAACGACUCGAGGCUGGUGCAUGCCGGAUACUUAUCGGGCGCCCGAAGUCUUGAUGAGCCUUCCAUGGGGCCACGGUGUCGAUAUCUGGUCAAUCGGUGUUAUGGUGCUCGAGCUCCUAGAGGGGAGGAACGUAUUCAAUCCCAUCGAUAGGGUCCACAACCAGUACGUCCUGCCAGUAGCCUUGGCUCAGUACAUCAGCCUCACGGGCCCACCACCACUGUGGAUGAUCCAGCAAAGCGAGGAUCCAGUCAUUCCAACGUUCUUCGAUGACCAAGGCAGAUGGAUUGCCGACCUGCCCAUUCCCAAGAGGAGCUUCCAGGAUAUCGUAACGGUGAUCGAGCCUGGCGAGGAGAAGGACCAGUUCAUUGGAUUCCUCCACAAAAUCUUCACCUGGGAUACAGUCCAGAGGGCCAAUUCCUACGAGCUUCUCCAGGACGAGUGGCUUACGGGACCCCUCAGAGCUCAGGGCAUCCUGUCUUGA